Messenger RNA from Lathyrus oleraceus (garden pea), 934 nucleotides. RefSeq lists its product as uncharacterized. The record is from RefSeq and is a predicted model, not a curated record. The transcript has a single exon. NCBI's taxonomy places the organism in Eukaryota, Viridiplantae, Streptophyta, Magnoliopsida, Fabales, Fabaceae. Gene Ontology annotation, molecular function: protein binding. The coding region runs from base 126 to 830 and encodes 234 amino acids.
AAUUUUCCCUACCAUAUUUUAUUCACUUUGACAGCUACCGGGAUUCCUAUCGUUUCGUUCACGGUCUUCUCUUCACAUUCUUAACAAACCAACCACCACUUACCUCACCGGAGACGGAACAAAAUAUGGCGGAGCUUCCGGCGCCGGAGGUACAAACAAACGGCGUAGGACCAACUGCGACACUAAACCCCUCGGAACCUCAUGGAUCGAAGCGCCAACGCAGGCCAAGCGUCCGAUUAGGCGACAUCGGAGACCAACCCUCAGAUUCCCACCAUCGCCGCACCUCAAAAUCUUGGCGAUUCGGCAUCGGCAACGUCUCAGGUAAACCCUCAAAGACUCGUCCUUUGACCAAUUUGACUUCGGUAUCCGAUUUCGACGAAACACUAGAAAACGAAGAACGAGAAACCAACACAGACGGCGUAAUCAUCGGUAGCUGGAAAGUGAAACGAGGUUCCAAAAGACCUCGAUCGAAUUGGGGUUCUUCGCGAAUCGAGGAAGGUGAAAAUAUAGAUGACGAUGAUGUGCAUCAUGAUUUUGAAGGUGAUAACUCGGGUAGAUCGAUUCAUUCAUCAGAGAAUUUGGGUGAUUACAAUGCUAGGGAUAGGAAUGAAGAUGGCGGAAGAGGUAGUUGUGGCGAAGAUGGUGUUAGAAUUUGGCUUAAUGGAUUAGGUUUAGGUCGUUAUGCACCUGUUUUUCAAAUUCACGAGGUUGAUGAUGAAGUUUUGCCUUUGUUAACUCUUGAGGAUCUUAAAGAUAUGGGUAUUAAUGCUGUUGGUUCUAGAAGGAAAUUGCAUUGUGCAAUUCAGAAGCUUGGGAAGGGUUUCUCAUAAGCUUCUUUGAACUUUAUAUAUUCAUAUCAUGUAGUUUGAGAAAAUUCUCAACCAUUGCAAAUUAUAAUGCAAGUUUAACUCUUAAUUCAACUUGAGUUUGAGUA